CAGAAGCAAAUCUGAGCAUUUUUGAACUUUUAUUUUGAAAGGUAUCAUCAGAGCUCCUCACGUUUCAGUGUGAGCUGCUUCACAGGGACGGUGGUGCUUCCCUCUGAGGUUUGACAGGCAGACCUGGUCCCAGACUCUUUCUUCUGUGCACAGCCAAGUAUCCUGAGCUUUCUACUGCUGCUGCUGCUGCUGCUGUUCACUGGGACUUUAAAACUCACAACCUGGAGCUCAGCUGAACCAAAAAACACAAGAAGAAGAGAUUCACAUCCACAGGUGAAACAUGAUCCGGUGGACUUUGCUGCUGGUGUGUCUGAACGUGAUCUCAGCAACGUUCGAUUAUGCUUAUGAAGAGCAGUCUUUUAUGGACCCGGAGGAUGUGCUGAGCGUGAGCAUCACUCUGAAGGAGAUACAGCGACCUCUACUGGGAGCGACGCUGCUGCUGCCGUGCUACUUUGAGGACCACACUGUCCCAGAUCCUGGAGCCCCAACCAUCGUCCCGCUUUCUCAUCGCAUCAAAUGGAGCCUCGUCACCAAAGAGAAGGUCACGACCAUCCUGGUGGCCUUAGAGGGAGAGGUGAGAAUCAGCCCGAGUUACCUGGACAGAGUUCAGCUGGUGAGCUACCCCGGGACGCCGACAGUCGCUAGCAUCAAGAUAUCCGAGCUGCACUCCAGCGACACUGGAGCAUAUCGCUGCGAGGUUCAAAGCGGCAUCGAGGACAGCCACGACAUCGUCCAUGUGCAGGUUCAAGGUAUUGUGUUCCACUACCGACCUAUUACGGGCCGCUACAGUUUGACUUUUGAGGAGGCGAAAGCAGCAUGCACCCAGAACAGCGGCGUCCUGGCUUCACCUGAGCAGCUCCAAGCGGCCUACGACGACGGUUUCCACCAGUGUGACGCCGGCUGGAUCUCUGAUCAGACUGUCAGGUACCCGAUCCAUGACCCACGAGUGGCCUGCUAUGGUGACAAAGAAGAACUUCCUGGGGUCAGAACCUACGGAAUCAGAGACGCCAAUGAGACGUAUGAUGUUUACUGCUUUGCUGAGAAGAUGACAGGCAGAGUUUUCUACACUGCUGCUGCUGAAAAGUUCACCUUCUACGAGGCCGUGGAGGCUUGCUCCAACCAGGGAGCUCAGCUGGCCACCACGGGUCAGCUGUACCUGGCCUGGCAGGGCGGCAUGGACGUCUGCAACGCCGGCUGGCUGGGAGACCGAAGCGUCCGCUAUCCCAUCAACGUUCGUCGGCCGCAGUGCGGAGGAGGUCUGCUGGGCGUGCGAACCGUUUACCUCCACACAAACCAGACGGGAUACCCGCUUCCCGACACCCGCUACGACGCUUUCUGCUACACAGAGGCCCCUGGUGAGGAGGGUUCAGGUCUGACAGAUGAAGGAAGCGGCGUCCUGAGUGUUACCACGGUGACACGGAGGCCGGACGUGUUCUUCAGGACGACGACCACGGAGAGCGAGGCGGUGGGAGAGGUGGAGACCCGGCGUCCCACUGGUGAGACCUUCACCUUCACCACAGAGAGCCCCACGGAGAUGCCGUGGACGCUGCCUCAGCCCCCGAGCCUCACCGAGCCGACCACGGACCUCAUACAGCCGGUCACCGCCCCACCGCAAAUCGGCCGGGGGGCCAGCAAGGGCAUUCCGCCGCCCCCAACUGGCGUGGUCUUCCACUACCGCUCGAGCGGCGGCCGAUACGCCUUCACCUUCGUCGAGGCCCAGCUGGCCUGUCAGAGCGUUGGAGGCCACAUCGCAACUCCACAGCAGCUACAGGAAGCUCAAGGGGCAGGAUAUCACCAGUGUGAUGCAGGAUGGCUCCUGGACCAGACUGUCAGGUAUCCCGUUGUGUUCCCUCGAGAUAAGUGCGCUGGAAAUCUUGGAUAUGAACCCGGAGUUCGGUCCUACGGUCUGAGGCCGGCACAUGAGAGAUAUGACGUGUACUGCUACACUGAGGGGCUCAAAGGAGAGGUUUUCCACGUUGUAUCCGCCGAGGGUUUCACUUACGACGAGGCUUCUUCCAAAUGUCGAGAGCUCAACGCUGUGCUGGCCUCCACCGGGGAGCUCUACGCCGCCUGGAGGAUGGGCCUCGACAAAUGCCGUGCAGGCUGGCUCUCGGAUCGCAGCGUCCGUUAUCCCAUCGUCAAACCCCGAGCCAAGUGCGGAGGCGGAAAAUCAGGAGUGCACACCUUGUACGUUCACUCCAACCAGACAGGCUACCCUGCACUUGAUGCUAGAUUUGACGCGUACUGUUUCAGAGCUGAUAUUCUGCUCAUUGCAAAUGAAACUGGACUGAACAUCACAGAUAUCCAGGAGGCUCUCCUAAACCAGACGUCUAUAACCGAUUUGCUGAGGCCUGGUGUUCACCCCAUCGUUCCUCCCAUCCACGUGGAGGCCUCCGGAUCUGGAUCUGGCUCAGGCUCAGCGGACUUUGGCUCAGGUUCUGCAGUUGAUGGCUCUGCUGGGGGUCCAUCUGGAGACGAGUCUGGUUCUGGAGAUCAAGUAUUUUCUGGAGAUUGGUCGGGCUCUGGAGAGACUACUCCUGGUUCUGGAGAUCAAGUCAUCUCUGGGGAUCAGUCUGGUUCUGGAGAUCAGUCCUCCUCUGGACAUACUCAGUCUGGUUCUGGAGAUCAGUCCUCCUCUGGAGAUACUCAGUCUGGUUCUGGAAAACUGGAAAUCUCUGGAGAUAAGUCUGCCUCUGGAGACCUUUCUGGUUCUGGAGAUAUUUCUGGUUCUGGAAAACUGGACGUCUCUGGAGAUAGGUCUGCCUCUGGAGACCUUUCUGGUUCUGGAGAUAUUUCUGGUUCUGGAAAACUGGACGUCUCGGGAGAUAGGUCUGCCUCUGGAGACCUUUCAGGUUCUGGAGACUUGGUCAUCACUGGAAGUGCUGAGCUGCCUAGUGGAGGAUCAGGUAUCGGCAGUGCGGACGUUUCUGGAUCAGGUCUCAGCGGAGAAGAAUCCGGUAUCACCUCUGUCGUUUUCUCAGGCACCAACAGUAUUUUCUCAGGAGAGAGCUCAGGUUUAGGAGGACCCCAAGAAGUCGGGGAGGGAAGCACUGAGAUCUUCCUGAUAUCUGGUGCAGGCUCUGGGGUGCCCCGUGGUAGUGGGGAUUCAUCCGGGUCUGGUUCUGGUACUGGAUCUGGUUUCAUCACUCCAGAGAGCAGCUCUGGUUUCAUCACCAGUCAGGAGUUUUCUGGGACCAGUGGUUUCCCGUCAGGAUUUGUCUCUGGAAGUGGUAGCGGCCUGUCAGGGGACGUCUCUGGAAGUGGAGACACUCAGAUUUUACUGAUAAAUCACGAACUGGUCGAUGUAUCCGUUCCCACCACCCAGAAGGAGUUCGAGUUCAGUGGAGACGUCGUGGAGCGCACCGUUUCUGGAGACUUUUCAGGAUCAGGGAUUAUGGGGAACGAUCUCAGCGGCUCUGGAAGUGGCUCUGAUUUCUUCUCUGGUGUCACUUUGGUGGGAUCAGGCUUUACUGAACUCCCAAUGUCGUCCUCUGGGGAGCAGGAGGCCUCCGGGUCCUUACUCUACAGCUCUGGACUUGGAAGCGGUGAACAUUUCUCUGGAUUUGGGAGCUCAAGUUUCCCUUCGGGGUCUGGAGCUGGACCUUCUGGAUCAGGACGUCCUGGAUCAGGACUUCCUGGAUCAGGACUCCUUGAAUCAGGAAGUGGAGAUGAAAGCCUUGUUACUUUUGUGACUGAGGAUCCUAUGACAUACGCAUCUGGAGAUGGUGCCAUGUUCAUGGAGCUUGGACAGGAGUCUGUGGACUAUUAUGUAAAAGGAAGUGGUAGCGGAGACUCGUCUGUAAUAGAGACCAUUUUUUCAGAAGCUCCUACAAACACCAAAGACCCAGAGGAGACCCCAGAGUGGAAUGUGGACGAAGGAAGGUUGGGUAUAUUUCGGUUCCUUGUUCCAUUAGGACUGGCAGCUCCCCCUGUUGCAUCAACUUCUCCACAGACACCAGGUGUCGCUGAAGGUGGUUUUAACCCGUGUGAACCGAACCCCUGCGGUGAUGCUUCGUGUUUGGUGGAGGACGGAGUCGCUCUCUGUCAGGAGGUAGACGUGUGCCACUCCAACCCUUGCGCCAAUGGAGCCACCUGUGUGGAGAGUGCAGACUCUUUCAAAUGCUUAUGCCUGCCCAGCUACGGAGGGGAACGCUGCGAGAUCGAUGAGCAGCAGUGUGAGGACGGCUGGAUUAAGUUUCAGGGGAACUGCUACCAGCACUCCUCCGACAGAGAGGUGUGGCUGGAUGCAGAGCAGCGAUGCCGGGACCUGAACGCUCACCUGGUCAGCAUCAACACCCCGGAGGAGCAGAACUUCAUCAACACACUCGCACAGAACUACCAGUGGAUCGGUUUGAAUGACAAGACAGUAGAGAAUGACUUCCACUGGACGGACGGCACUCCACUGCAAUAUGAGAACUGGAGGCCAAACCAGCCAGACGACUACUCCAGCUCUGGAGAAGACUGUGUGGUGACCAUCUGGCAUCAGAACGGCCAGUGGAACGACGUGCCCUGUAGCUACCACCUACCGUUCACCUGCAAGAAAGGACCAGUCUCCUGUGGACCUCCUCCAGAGGUGGGAAACGCUCACACGUUCGGGAAGAGGAGGGACGAGUAUCCCGUCAACGCCAUCGUCCGCUACCAGUGUGACCAGGGGUUCAGACAGCGCCACCUACCGGUGGUUCGCUGUCGGUCGGACGGACGGUGGGACAAACCCCAGGUGGAAUGUACCGAUGUGAAAGCCAGACGACGAAUACUGAACCUGCACAGGAGCAGCAGGAGUCCGGCAGCUAAUAUCUCUAAGAAGUAAAAUAAAUAAAUAAAUUAAAAAAUGAGGAACUAAUUAUUUUAAAAGAACAUGACAAGAAAAAAUCCAGUUAAAAAUUAAAUAUAUUAGUAAAGAUGAUCUGAAGAGUCCACAUGAAGGAUGAAACCUUAUGGUGAUGUGAUAGAUCCUUUGUUCUGCCCCUGCCUAAUAUAUUUUAAAUAUAUCUAAUAAUUUUAUUGCUUUGUUGAGGUUUUGUUGUGUAAUAUUGAUUUGUUUCAUGAAAUCAGUGUCUUUGUUUUGCAUUCACAGACUUUAGCUUCUGUCAGUGCGUCUGCGUUUCUUUAAUGUCUGUUUGAAGAGAAGCACUGCAGCUCCUCUGCCACAGGUCAAGGGAAACUGUGUUAUUUUAUUUUAUGUUUUUGGCUUUUUUGAAAGUUCACGUCAGUCGUCCGACUUCCCUUCUGGUUUCUGUCCCACCGCUGCUUUAUUCUCACAGUCAGAGGAGUUCAAGGUUUGCUGCCGUUUACUUCUUCUCUGAUAAAACAUGAAAUCAGAGACAGAACCAAAGCGUGUUAGAGCUGUGAGGUUAAAGAUGUGAACACCUGGAAGAUACACAUUCAGGCGUUAACGGUUUCCAACAGAGAAAAGUCUUAACGAAGCCCCUGCGCCAAAAAUAUCUGGUAGUUGUUCCACUGAACAUCUGGAUUCUAUCUGGCAAAGGUUCAUCCACGUGGAAACACAGAUGUUAAAGGACGCCACAGUUUUUCCACGUGUUACCUCUGGUGAAACUUCCAGAGAGAUAAAAGUGUCGACGUUUGAUCCUGAUUAAUUCAACAGGAGAAGAUGAAGCUUUGUUUCAUUUUGUGGGACUUUACACACGUUAAAAAUCUGCAGAUUUAGGAAGAUUUGGUGCAAAAAUGUACAACGAGAUAUUUUGGAAACUACACUUUUGUGAAGAAUUCGAUGAUGAGAGUGAAACCGUUCUCAUCUCCAGUUUAUGGCUGUAUAUGUGUUGCAUGAGUGACACCUGUAAUUUUCCUAAAGAGCGAUUUUGAAUCUCACUGUUGUGUCUCCGCCUGUCGCCAUUAGAUCUGAGAGGGACCACGGUGCAAACAGCCACACUCUUUAUGCAUUAUAUAAAUCUAUUGUUCUAUAAAAAUUCUCCCCGUGAAGUUUUCAUAAAUGGAAAAUUACAUAAAGUUUUUUACAUUUGUUUGUAACAUUUUUAGACUAAACAGCUCUAAAAUAACUGUAUUGAACGUGUUGUGUUGUCAAAAUAAACCAGAAAUAUACUAAACUUCUAUCAGAGUCUCUUCUGGACUCAGCAGCGACUCACAAUAACGUACCAGGUACUAAACUCCACGUCUCAUGUGUUUGUCGUGUUCUGUGUUUUGUCGUCACUAAUCAUCUCCCUUGUGUGUGUCUGUGCAGUGCACAGUUUCAGAGGACGUGGCUUCGCUGCAGCGUUUUAGUUUUUCUUUCACCUUUCGACCGCCGUCGUUUGUGUCUUGUUUUUAUGUCACUGAUGCUGAAUGUGGAGGCUGUGCCUCCGUCAAACAUAUUGUCACCUGCUGCAUAAUAAAUAAACCAAAGACUGAGACCUAA
Mugil cephalus (flathead mullet) is the source of this 6370-nucleotide messenger RNA. Its product is annotated as aggrecan core protein-like. The transcript is spliced from 20 exons. Gene Ontology annotation, molecular function: calcium ion binding; hyaluronic acid binding. The record is from RefSeq and is a predicted model, not a curated record. Gene Ontology annotation, biological process: cell adhesion. Bases 281 to 4807 code for a protein of 1508 amino acids. Lineage: Eukaryota; Metazoa; Chordata; Actinopteri; Mugiliformes; Mugilidae.